Molecule: messenger RNA, 1431 nt
Organism: Dictyostelium purpureum
Lineage: Eukaryota; Evosea; Eumycetozoa; Dictyosteliales; Dictyosteliaceae
Exons: 2
Coding region: 1-1431 (476 amino acids)
Source: RefSeq, a predicted model, not a curated record
AUGAUAGAACAAACACCAGUAUACAAAAACUAUUCAUCAAAACCCAUGCCCCAAUUACAAUAUCCAACAUUCCCAACCGCUGCUGCAACCACAAUAAACCAAUUCUACUUUAAUAGAAUUAAAUUUAAACAUAUAAGAUCAUUGGGAUUUAUGGUAAAAAGAAAAUUAUGGAACUUAUUAGAAAUUAAAUUAAAAGCAGAUGAAUAUAUAUUAAUAAAAUCUAGAGAUAUAAAACUUUUUUUAGAGACUAAUAGAGAUGUAAAUUUAAUUAGUUUGUUAUAUGAAAAGAAAAAAGAACAGCUACACAUGUUUGAUUUAGUAGAAUGUGCAUACUCUUUAGAUAAUAUAGAAGCAUUAGAGUAUUUCCUAUCAAUGAACGUACCAACAUUUUUACCAAACUAUACAAUUAAUAAAAAAAGUUUUUCAAUAUCAUCAAUUAAAUCAUUAGAACUACUAUUAAAAUAUCGAGUAAAUAUCAUAGAACCUUAUAGUAUCAAUAUCAAUAAUAACAAUAACAAUAAUAACACAACAGCAGCUUCAUCAUCAUCAUCAUCAUCCUUAUCAUUCAGUUUAAACAAUAGUAAUAGUAAUAGUUAUAAUUAUACAACGACAGUAUCAUUAGUAUCCAAUAUAAAAAAUAGUUUUAGUAAUAGAAAUAAUAAUACAACAAUAGCAGCACCAGAACCUACAAUAUUCAGUUUAAAAAAUAGUAAUAGUAACUAUAAUUUAAAUAGUAGUGUUAGUGAAUAUAGCAAUCUAAAUAAUAAUAGUAUCUGUUUAGCCCGAAGCGCAAGUUGUAGUAGUAUAAGCAGUUGUAAUAGUAAUGAUAGCAAUGAUAGUAGCGGUAGUAGUGGUUGUAACAAUAAAAACAGUAAUAGCUUUUUAAUUAAUAAUGGUAAUAUAACACUUCCACCACCAUCAUCAUAUAGAAAUUUAAUUAAAGAGAAAUUAAAAUCACCACCAAAUUAUUUACUACCACAUUUAAAAACAUUAAAUAUGGGUAAUAUUCAAGAAGCAUUAGAUAAGUUUAAUUCAAACAGAGCAGACUACCCAAAGAUUACCUAUGAAGUUAUAAAGAAAUGUCUCAAGUAUUCAAAUAUUGAAGAUUUAGAAAAACUAUUUAGAGCAAUCAGUACAAAUUCUACAGGUAUACCAUUCGAUAGAUUCUCUCAAUCAGUUUUAUGUGGAAGAAAGGAUGUAUAUAGUUUAAUAGUUAAAAUAUUCCCUGAAUUUUUCAAUCCACUAUCAUAUAGCCAAUCGAUUAGACAGACCAUUAUAAGAGGUGAUUUAGAAAUGCUCAGUUUCCUUAUUGAAAAAUAUAGAGAAGUAAUGGACUAUAAUACCAAAGAUAUAAAAUCUGAAUUAAUAGAAUUAUCAAUUAAAAACAAUCAUCCACAAAUUUUAAAAUAUAUUUUAAAUAAUAUUAAAUAA